Plasmodium malariae is the source of this 1788-nucleotide messenger RNA. It is a transcript of the gene FEN1, whose product is annotated as flap endonuclease 1, putative. Gene Ontology annotation, molecular function: DNA binding; 5'-flap endonuclease activity; 5'-3' exonuclease activity. The coding region runs from base 1 to 1788 and encodes 595 amino acids. NCBI's taxonomy places the organism in Eukaryota, Apicomplexa, Aconoidasida, Haemosporida, Plasmodiidae. The transcript has a single exon. The record is from RefSeq and is a predicted model, not a curated record.
AUGGGAAUAAAAGGGUUAACAAAAUUUAUUGCGGAUGCAGCUCCCAAUGCAAUUAAAGAAAUAAAAAUUGAGAAUUUGAUGGGAAGAAUAAUAGCAAUUGAUGCUUCGAUGUCUUUAUAUCAAUUUAUAAUAGCUAUUAGGGAUUCUGAACAAUAUGGAAAUUUGACUAAUGAAUCAGGUGAAACCACUUCACACAUAUCUGGACUAAUGUCAAGGAGUAUAAAAUUAAUGGAAAAUGGUUUAAAGCCAAUAUACGUUUUUGAUGGAGCUCCACCAGAAUUAAAAGGUUCUGAGUUAGAAAAAAGAGGAGAGAAAAGACAAAAAGCAGAAGAGUUGUUAAAAAAAGCAAAAGAAGAAGGAAAUUUAGAAGAAAUAAAAAAACAAAGUGGAAGAACUGUACGAGUUACAAAAAAGCAAAAUGAAGAAGCAAAAAGAUUAUUAACAUUAAUGGGAAUACCUGUUAUUGAAGCACCAUGUGAAGCAGAAUCGCAAUGUGCAUUUUUGACAAAAUAUGAUAUGGCACAUGCAACUGCAACAGAAGAUGCUGAUGCUUUAGUUUUUGGAACAAAAAUUUUAAUUAGAAAUUUAAAUGCUAAUGCAUCUUCAAGUCAAAAUAAAAAUAAAAAUUCAAGUAAAAGAGGAUAUAUAUUAACAGAAAUAAAUUUAGAUCAAGUAUUAAAAGGUUUAAAUUUAACAAUGAAUGAGUUUAUAGAUUUUUGUAUAUUAUGUGGAUGUGAUUACUGUGAUACAAUUAAAGGAAUUGGAUCCAAAACUGCUUAUAAUCUUAUAAAGGAAUAUAAAUGUAUUGAGCAAAUUAUUGAGAAUAUUGAUCAAAAUAAAUAUCAAGUACCUUCAAAUUUUAGAUAUGUAGAAGCUAGAGAGUCUUUUAUUAACCCUAAAGUAUUAGCAAAAGAAGAAGUUAAAAUAGAUUGGAAUGAACCAAAUAUUGAAGAGUUAAAAACUUUUUUAAUUAAAGAUUAUAAUUUUAAUGAAGUACGAGUAACCAAUUAUAUUAAUAGACUAUUAAAGGCUCGAAAGGUAACAACGCAAAGACGUCUUGAUAACUUUUUCACUGCUUGUACCAAAAAGAGCACGAAAUUAAUUAUAGAAGAGACUCAAAAGGAGUUAAUGCCAAAACGAAAGGGGAAAAAAAGGGAUAACACCACAGGGUCUAAUCCGACUCGGCUUAAUAGGAAGCAAAAAACGGAUACAUCAGGGAAUUAUGAUAAGACUGUUAAAAAGGAGGUGCAACAAAAAGGGAAAAUAAAAAAGGAAGGAAAUGAGGAAAAAUCAAGUGAAAAAUUGAAACAAAAUCACCAUGAAGCGGAUGAAGCGGAAGAAGAAGAGGAUUUGGAAAUUAACCCACGCCCAAAUUUUUUCGAUGAAAAAACGGACUCCGAAUCAGGUAAUAUAAAAAGUGAACACGCAGAACACAACGUAAGAAAGAGCGAUAGAAAAGAUAUUAAUUGUUCGGAAAAAGAUAAUGAUAUUUUGAAUAUCAACACGCAUUUAAGUAGUAGUGUUACACUGCAUAGUGGUAGUAACCAUCUAUGUAGUGACAGCAAUAAUCUAAGCACUAAUAGAAACAAUGUAAAUAGUGUAGGCCCAAUGAACAGUAGCAGUAAUUUAGUUAGUAACAACUUGUUCGACGUGAACAUUGUUUCUGUAAAUAGUAAUAAUGAUAAAGAUGCUACUGAAAUAAAAAAAAAAAAUAAUUUAUUUUUGUUACCCUUUUGUCCAAAGAAUGUUACUAAAGUUAAGAAGAGGAAAUCCGCUCAAAAAUGCUGA